GACAGUACUUCUCUCUGAGUGACAGAACCUGCAUGAUGUGGAGCUUCAGCUUCCUCCUCUUUUGGGGGUGUUGUGGUGUAUACACAUGGGACAAUCUCUCAGUACCUUCACUGGAACCAAUGACAACGCAUGUGAAUGGGUGUGCAGAUACCACCGUGUGUCCGGCAUCUGCAACCUGCACCGACACUUCAACAGGUUACUACUGCAGUUGCAAAAAAGGCUUCCGGUCCAGCAACGGAUUGACAACGUUCAGUGACCCAACAGUGAAAUGCGAAGAUAUUGAUGAAUGUGCUCAACAACCCUCACCAUGUGGUCCUAACUCAAUCUGCAGAAACAUGAUGGCAAGGUAUAAGUGCAGCUGUUUGCCUGGUUUUUCUUCUCCCACUGGAAAUGACUGGAUGCCAGGAAAGCCAGGUCAUUUCACCUGUACAGAUGUUGAUGAAUGUGCUCAACAUCCCACACCAUGUGGUUCUAACUCAAUCUGCACAAAUUCGGUGGGAAAGUAUAGCUGCAUGUGUUUCCCCGGUUUCUCUUCUCCCACUGGAAAUGGCUGGAUGCCAGGAAAACCAGGUCAUUUCAGCUGUACAGACAUUAAUGAAUGCCUCUACCCCAGGGUGUGCCCAGCACAUUCUGAGUGUACCAAUGCUCUGGGAAGCUACCAUUGCAGGUGCCAAGUUGGAUUCACCUCUAAAUACUCCAUGUGUGAAGAUGUGGACGAAUGUGCCAAUCCCAGCACUUGCCCAGAGAAUUCGAGUUGCCAGAACAGUCUUGGAAACUACUCUUGCGUCUGUAACCCAGGGUUUGAAUUCAGCAGUGGAAAGAUGAGUUUCCAGGGUCCGGGAGAGACGUGUCAAGAUAUUGAUGAAUGUGCUCAACAACCCUCACCUUGUGGUCCUAACUCAAUCUGCAGAAACAUGAUGGCGACAUAUAAUUGCAGCUGUUUGCCCGGUUUCUCUUCUCCCACUGGAAAUGACUCGAUGGCAGGAGAGCCAGGUCAUUUCACCUGUACAGAUGUGGACGAAUGUUCCAAUUCCAGCACUUGCCCAGAGCAUUCGAGUUGCCACAACAGUCUUGGAAACUACUCUUGUGUCUGCAACCCAGGGUUUGAAUCCAGCAGUGGAAAGAUGAUUUUCCAGGGCCCGGGAGAGACAUGUGAAGAUAUUGAUGAAUGUGCUCAACAUCCCACACCAUGUGGUUCUAACUCAAUCUGCACAAAUUCGGUGGGAAAGUAUAGCUGCAUGUGUUUCCCCGGUUUCUCUUCUCCCACUGGAAAUGGCUGGAUGCCAGGAAAACCAGGUCAUUUCAGCUGUACAGACAUUAAUGAAUGCCUCUACCCCAGGGCGUGCCCAGCGCAUUCUGAGUGUACCAAUGCUCUGGGAAGCUACCAUUGCAGGUGCCAAGUUGGAUUCACCUCUAAAAACUCCAUGUGUGAAGAUAUUGAUGAGUGCCUUGAUAGGUGCCUUUUCAAUGCGACCUGCACCAACACCCCUGGGAGCUACAAUUGUACCUGCCACCCUGGUUUUGCACUAAACAAUGGACAGCUCAACUCUAUAGACCAAAAAGCAGACUGCAUAGAUGUUGAUGAGUGUCUCCAGGAUCCAUCACCUUGUGGUCCAAAAUCUGUCUGCACGAAUACCUUGGGCUCCUAUAGCUGUGGCUGCAUUUUGGGCUUCCAUCCCAAUCCAGAAGGCUCCUUGAGAUUUGGCAACUUCAGCUGCAAAAGGGAUCCCUUCAAGUGUAAAGAAGAAGUGACAGCCAACAAUGAGUGGGCCCAGCAGUGCCAAGUGGGGGCAGCAGUAGAGCCUGAAUAUAUACAGGUUUCCUUUUGCACACUGAUGAAUGCCACCCUGGGUGUUCUGGACAACGUCUGUAAAAACAAAACCACCAUUGUCGUCUCUCUGCAGAGUACUACUGAGACCUUUGCCUCUGUGAUUGAACAAACAUCCACGUGGUCCAACUUCACCAAAGAGAAGACAUCCACCCUGGCCACAGUCUUACUGGAGAGUGUGGAAAGCACCACAUUGGCAGCUUUUCUGAAACCCUCAGCGAAUGUCAGUCAGACAAUUCAGACGGAGUACUUAGAAAUUGAGAGCAAAAUUAUCAACGAUGAAUGCACUGAAGAGAAUGAGGCCUUUAAUUUCAGAGCAAAAGGGGAUGCGAUGGAGAUUUCGUGCUCCACAAUCAAAGAAUCUGAAUCCACAGGUGUCAAUGGGGUGGCUUUUGUCUCCUUUCUGCGUAUGGAGUCUCUUUUGGAUGAGAGCUUCUUCCAAGACCCUCAGAAUUCCUCAGCCUACUCCAAAAGGAAGCUGAAGAUCAAUUCUCGCAUUGUUGGGGGCAUCAUGACAGGAGAGAAGAAAGAUGGGUUCUCUGAAAAAGUCAACUACACUCUGGAAAACAAUGAGCCAAAGCAGAAAUUUGAGAGUCCCAUCUGCGUUUCCUGGAGCACAGGUGUGGAGGGAGGUAGAUGGACACCAUCUGGCUGUGAGAUCCUUGAAGUUAAUAAGACGCAUACAAAGUGCAGCUGUAAUCGGAUGGUGAACCUGGCCAUCAUCAUGGCUUCUAGGGAGGUCACGAUGGAGUUUGCCUUGUAUAUCAUUAGUCACGUGGGCAUGAUCAUCUCCUUGAUAUGCCUCUUCGUGGCCAUCAUCACCUUCCUGCUGUGUCGCACCAUCCAAAACCACAACACCUACAUUCACCUGCACCUCUGCGUGUGCCUCUUCUUGGCCAAGAUGCUCUUCCUCACCGGUGCUGACAAGACUGACAAUCAGACGGGCUGUGCUAUCAUCGCCGGCUUUCUGCACUACCUUUUUCUCGCUUGCUUCUUCUGGAUGCUGGUGGAGGCUGUGAUGCUCUUCCUUACGGCUAGGAACCUGAAAGUGGUGAAUUACUUCAGCUCUCGAAACAUCAAGAUGCAGUAUCUCUGUGCCUUUGGCUACGGGCUCCCAGUGCUGGUGGUGGUUGUCUCUGCUGGCACACGACCAAAACACUAUGGCAUGUAUAAUCGAUGCUGGCUGAAAACAGAGACAGGGUUCUCCUGGAGUUUCUUGGGGCCAGUGUGCACAAUUAUAUUGAUCAAUUCCAUCCUCCUGACUGUGACAUUGUGGAUCCUGAGGCAGCAGCUUUCUAGUGUCAAUGCUGAAGUCUCCAGGCUCAAAAACACCAGGUUACUGACGAUCAAAGCCUUUGCCCAGAUCUUCAUCUUGGGGUGCUCCUGGGUGUUAGGCAUUUUCCAGUUUGGACCCAUGGCCAGUGUCAUGGCUUACCUGUUUACCAUCAUCAACAGCCUGCAAGGGGCCUUCAUCUUCCUCAUUCAUUGUCUGCUCAACCGCCAGGUACUGGAAGAAUACAAGAGAUGCAUGACCAGGAAGACUAAACCCAGCUCCCAGUCCCAGACCUCAGGGGUCGUACUGUUAUCCAUAACCUCUACUUCCAAAAUGGGUUGAAAUCCUUUCUUGCUUUCAAAUGCACCAUGGAACAAUAUUUCAGGAAAGCAGAUGCCUGCAGGAGCCUUCUCUGAAAUCUUCCCUUCUUGGCUUAAUGUGGAAAUUCAGGAUCCCGCCAGCCCCAGAACUCUCUGGGCAAUUUGGAUCAUGGACGGAUGGGUGGGGUGGUUUUCCCAUGGCUUCAUGCCCUGGUGAGAAACAAAACUUUCUUUUCCAUCUUACCAUUUUUUCUUCCACGUUCUGCAACUCUUUGGCUUUCCAGAGUUUUGUGGAGAUAACAGAUUGCAGUACAAUGGCAGGACCAAGAACUUCUGGCUACUAUUUUGUUUUGUCCUACGCCCAUUGAUGUGUGGUUUCAAGAGUGCCUCUCCAGCAUCUAUCACAUGCUUGACACACAGAGUUGCCCUCAAUAAAUGAUUAGU
Molecule: messenger RNA, 3865 nt
Organism: Hippopotamus amphibius kiboko
Lineage: Eukaryota; Metazoa; Chordata; Mammalia; Artiodactyla; Hippopotamidae
Product: adhesion G protein-coupled receptor E1-like
Exons: 26
Coding region: 33-3443 (1136 amino acids)
Biological process (GO): G protein-coupled receptor signaling pathway; cell surface receptor signaling pathway
Cellular component (GO): membrane
Molecular function (GO): calcium ion binding; G protein-coupled receptor activity
Source: RefSeq, a predicted model, not a curated record